Pieris rapae (cabbage white) is the source of this 5134-nucleotide messenger RNA. RefSeq names its product endonuclease/exonuclease/phosphatase family domain-containing protein 1-like. The transcript has 6 exons. Bases 326 to 2020 code for a protein of 564 amino acids. The record is from RefSeq and is a predicted model, not a curated record. NCBI's taxonomy places the organism in Eukaryota, Metazoa, Arthropoda, Insecta, Lepidoptera, Pieridae.
ACUCACUAGUACUAGACACUAGUCAGUUUCGAUUCGACAACGAUUUGUGUUUCGCGUUUCUUACUUUCCUGUUCACUUUAUAAUAUUAUGUAUUUAAUGGAAUAAGAUUCGUAUCAUUUGAAGGAUAUACGAUGUUAUUUAUCGAUACGAUAAAUUUCUUUCAUCUUGUGUUGGUUAUAUUUUCAAGCCAAUAAUACAAUUGUUGUAUGGGGUUGUAUGUAGGGAUCAGUGUUGAGGUGCAGUCUACAAGUGCGCGUAUUUCUAAUUACAAUCUAAUAAUAGUUGCAAUAAAUACCUAGUGAAUUUGUGUAAUGUUAAGUGCUUAAUGCAAGUGUUUGUUGGAGAAAUGGGGCAAAGUCCAAGCUCUAUAAGGAGUAAGGGCAGCCGGAAGUCCUUUCGAGGAUUUGUGCGGCGGUCAAAACUAAAUAAGUCCAGUUUAAGCCACACAUUUAACUUGCCGCCCUCAGAGGAAUAUCCAGAGUUGAUGAAUAUUAAUACCGCUACUGAGGAACAGUUAAUGACUCUGCCAGGAGUGAGUAGACAGCUGGCGCGGGAAAUCGUCAGACAUCGCCAGAUGAUCGGUCGUUUCAAGCGAGUUGAUGACCUUGCUUUAGUAUCAGGUAUAGGUGCUGAAAAAUUAGAGUUACUAAGACCAGAAAUAUGUACAAAUAUAAAAAGACAAGUAUCUCGAGCAAGCUCAUGUACACAUUCACUAGAUAGCUUUCGAUUGUCAAUGGAAACUAAACUAUGUUCUGUAAAUUCCUCCAGUGUGUUCCAAUUGCAAUGUGUACCAGGCCUCAACCAGGAGCUAGCUGCUAAUAUAGUUGAUUAUAGGGAUAAAAAAGGUCCCUUUAAAUCUCUAGAUGAUUUAAUAAAAGUCAGAGGGAUAGAUAUUGUGAGACUAAGUGGUGUGAAGCCUCACUUAAAUUUAGAUUUAAGAAAAAGUGAGAGUGAGCAACAUUUGCCUAAUGGUCAUGUAAAUGGAUGGACAGAUGCUUCUUUGAAUGGAUCAUUAAUAAGUAGUGAAUUGAAAACACCAGUGUCACCAAGCCGAAAGAGCUUUACAAUGCCUGUUAAAUUUCCUUUAACACUACCAAAUGGAUUUGCUGCUGCACCUGUUAAUGAUAUUUUAGACUUGUUAUCAGCAUACUCACAUAGACCAGUUGUAAGAGAAGAUUUUAUGUAUGAAAGAGAUGGUGUAAGAUGUUGUCGUCUUGCAUCAUGGAAUAUUCACCAGUUAACAAUAGAAAAGGUGAUAAAUCCCGGAGUAAGGGAAGUGAUGUGUCGGACAAUAUUAGAAAAUAAGUUGUCUGUAAUAGCUAUACAAGAUGUUGUAGAAACGGAUGCAAUUAAAAUGAUAUGUGAAGAGUUAAAUGCACCAACUAUAAGGAGAGUUAGAGAGUGGAAGCUAAAUAGUCAAAAUUGGGAAUAUUGCAUACCACAGAGUGCUGAUUGUCGCUCCCUCUGCUUCAUAUAUGAAAACAGUAAUGGCAACAACAAAAGUGUGACGAUAGAGGACGUUGCGACGGACCAGCUCCAUCUGGUGGUGAAUUGUGAUGUUAAGAAGCUGGUGGAAAUGCUGGAUGAUCUGCGAAGUGAUAGAUUCAACACCAGCACGCAAGCGUUCCUUAUAUGCGGCCGGCCUAUAAUUUUGGUGAACGUGCACUGCAAGGAUACGCUAGACGAAGAAGACUGCAGAAGGUUGAAGGAAGUUGUUGAUGUGGCAUCCGCCAUUAAGCUACAAUUAGCGCUCAUGGGCGAGUUUCUUACUUGGGGAAAUGUGCAAUCGUUACAUAACUGCGAAUCAUUGCUGAACGAAGAAGCAAAGACCACAGUGGAUGUAAAUACGAUGGGUAAAAGCUCUGUUCUGUGCCCGGGGAACAUAGAAAGCAGUUUUAAUGGUCAUUCGGGAACCAUUAAAUCUGGUCUGUGCCACCUGGCAAUACCGCGCGGCUGGUCCUGGGGCGGCCCAGCUUCCCCAUAUUGCCCUAUUUGGACCGAGAUCAAAGUACCCGAUUGACAAAAAAUAAAAAUUGUCGAUGGUAGUAAUUUAUCUGUGGUCUACGUGGUGACGACAGCACUCCUUCUUAUAAUACAUUGUCUAUACUUUAUUUUUCAUAUUUUUAAUCCGCCAUUUUGAAGUGACUUCGCGCCAUUUUGUCUAUAGGCUAAGCAUGUUGAAUAUCACGCGAUUGUCAAACUUAUGUAAUUUAAAUGUAUUUAUUGAAAUGUAGAUAAUUUUAUUGUUCUAAUAAUUGUAUAUAUUUAAUCAUGUUAUUUUAAAUGAAUUUAGAAAUCGAGUCCCAAAGGUAAAUAUUUUUAAUAUAGAUAAUUUAAUUCCAAUUAAUUCUGUUUAUUUCCAAUUGAAGCUAAAUGCUUAAAGUUGUAAUUUUUUAAAGUUUUAAGGUUUUUGGUUAUUAGAUUUUCACACCAUGUGAAAUGAAUGUCAUGUAUAUUUUUUUAAUUUAAUAGAAUUCCAAACCUUUUUAAUCUACAAUAAUAUUUCGUAAAAAUUUGUGUAAAAUAAUGGGUAACAUUGUACCUGAAAGAUUUCCUUCUAGAAUAGAAAAUUUCAAAUAUAUUUCCUUAUCAAAAUAGUAUAGAUAGGAAGUACGAAUAAAAUCUAAAAUUAAAACUGCUUUAUGAAUUUAAACUACCUAUAAAACAAUUUCAAUUAGGAGAAUUAUAAAAAAAAUAUUCAUACGCCAGAAAUGAAUUUCAAAGUGGCGAUUUAAUGAUCCAAUAUAGGCUAGCUCCACAUGAUUUAUCUACUUGUGGUAUGGUAUUAACAUACGAAUAGCAAGUUAAACGUUUGUUUGUUUGAACGUAUUUAUAUCAGGAAUUAAUGAUGCGAAUAGAAUACUAUGGUUUAUUAAAUGAAUUCGCGGCACAGCUAUUUUAUAAUAACAGGCUAAUUUUACCUACUCUUAUUAAACAAUUGAGUUAUAUUGACUGAAAAAGAUUUGCUUAAAAAAUUGAUACAUUAUAUUAUCGUUUACACAGACUAUAUAAUGCAUUUUGCGGGAUCGAUUUGCAAAAAGUAAAUUCAAAUUUAUGGCUUAUUUAUUUUAUUGCUGCUAGAAAUAUGAUAUCUGUUUAUAUUUCAUUAUGAGCGAAGCAAACAUGUUUCAAUCCACUCGAAUCCACGCCUGAGAUAAUCUAUUGCAUAAUAAUCCGAUAAGUGAUAAAACAGCUACGACUUAUGCAACGUGACUCCAAUAGAAAAUCUAAAAUGGGGCUAAUCACGGAGUAAAAUAGUUCUAAAAAUAACUGUGUAAAUAUUGCUUACGAUAUUUUGUUUGAAAUGGCGUUCUGUAAAAAAAACUUUCCACUAUCAAACAGCAAUAAAAUAUUCCGCUGUUAGCGAAUAUUUUCGAAAUAUACAGUAAUGUUGUUCAUCAUCAGUACAUAUUAUCGGUAUUAUCAUGACCGUAGCAAAGGUUAACACUAACGAACAAAAUAUUUUCAUAAAAAUAUUGUAUGAAAAUAUUUUGUACGUAAUCAAGCUGUAAUAUAUUUAAUUCAAAUAUUUGACAGUUACGUACAGAAUAUUGCUUAUACGUGCUGCCAUUUUAUUUACUUAGUAAAAGUAAAGAAGUCUUUCAUGUAACAAUUUUUUAAGGUAAACACGGAAUGACCGAUAAAUUUUUCAAAAUUAUUGCCUCAUUUGUGCAAGUAUGAAUUGGUGGUUAAGACGUGUCGCGUUUUUACGUUACUUUUUAAAAUAUUGUCUAUCUCUUGGCAAUGGCACAGCUUAUUGAGAAAAGUAAUAAAAUGUACAACAAAUAAAAACUAGCUGACUCCACCUGAUUGACUGAAAUAUAUAUGUCGCAGUAAAGUAGUUAAAUCAGAGAGUUAAUUGAAUCUCUAGAGAUUUAGUUAAAUAGCGAUAUUCAAUCAAAUCGCUAGCAAGUUUUAAAUAAAGCAACGUCAAAACGUUUAACUGUCUGUCUGACCGAAAGUCAUCGUGUUGAUUAAUAAUGUAAAACAAGAUCGCGGUCACGACAACAGCUGAGUACUUUUAGAGUUUUUGUUUCAAAUUAUAGUUUUGGUGAAAUUGUAAACAUGUUAUCGACUCCACCAUGAUUAUUUCGGUGUGAUCGUGUAGAACUGAGAGCUUAGUAAUUCCGUGUUUUGUUUUUUGUAAAUGAUUAGGUUAGGUUAGUCUUGUUGACUAGGAACAUUUAGGAAACUCGUAAACGUUUCGUUUAGUCACUUAUCUGUCGGACGUUCAGCGACUUGAUUAAAUAUCGAACUUUAAUUAACUUUGUAGAGAUUCAAUCAACACUCUUGAUUUAACUACUUUACUCGACAUAUACACUGUUUAAAGAAACCAUUUCAAUAUAUUUACAUCAAGCAAUUGGUUUGUUGACCUCUUAAAUUUUGCGCAACAGAACUAGUAUAUAUAUAGACGAUCUUUUAAUAAAAUACCCGUAUCAACCACGUAGUAGACACAGGAAAUUGUGUCGUUUUUUAAUAUAGUUCGAAUUGUGAUAUUACGAGAUAUAAUCUAAAAGAAACUGUAUUUCGUUUAAAAAUACUUGAAUACCUCUUCGGCCCUAAAUUAAACUUACGGAUUACGGAACGUUAGCUCAUGUUACUCUAUAAAAAUGUGUAAAUUGCAAGUUGUUGAAGUUGCAAAUUAAAACUUUUAACCUAUUUUAAACCUAUUCUAAAUUUUUAACCUAUACUCGCGUAUAAGAUUAAAAUAAUACAAUUUCUAUAAUCGCAUUUGCUAUAUACAAAUUUCAACUUGUACCUUUCAAAUGUGAUACUCCAGCCUAUUAAAGGUUGUUUAGUCUUGUUCUGGCAAUUAAAUAUUUAUAUAAUUUUCCCGUACAAUUAAUUGUGAGAAAACCAAUUGUGGAAAAGGAAAGCCGGAAAAGCAUUUCUUUGUUUUGUACUUUCCUAAAGAAAGUAAUAAAAUAUUCAUAAAUUAACAUUUUAAUGAUUUGACAAGAUUUGUUUUUAGGCAUAGCCAAUAUGUCAUAUGUCAAAUGUAAUCCGUCAGUUUAAUGUAGUUUUAAUGUUAUUUCUUGCUCAACUUAUCCUAAAUCAGUCGCAGAGUAUUUUUUAUCGUUAUAUAAAGAGAUUACAAUGUGAUAUCACAUACAAAGUGUAACAUUACUUAAUA